AUGGCGUCGUCCCAACCUCCUGCCUCAACGUAUACACAAGGCCAUUCUGCCAGUGCCAUCGCCUCUCAUACCAGUCGAACAGUAUACAACUCAGCGGCUUUCUUGCUUCCUCAUAUCAAACCCAAUUUUACGAUCAUCGAUCUUGGCUGUGGACCGGGCACAAUCACCUGUGGGUUUUCUUCCCUGGUGCCUGAGGGCAGCGUCAUCGGAGUCGAUGGCUCGAGUACAAUAAUUGAGCAAGCAAGAAGGAGGGCUGUUGACUUAGGCAGCCGCAACCUGAACUUUCUAGUCGCUGACAUCACACACCCCCUUCCUUUCGAGAACGAUUCUGUCGAUGUGAUUUACAUACAUCAAACUCUGUGCCACAUUCCUUCCCCAGUUCCUGUGGUUCAAGAAGCGUGGAGGGUUCUCAAGCCUGGUGGCCUGAUUGCCAUGCGAGAAUAUGACCAUAUGAGUUGGUAUCCACGUUUCCCCGGUGUCGAUGCAUAUACUGCUGGUUUGAAUCGCUCAAUCUCCGCCAGUGGAGCCCAAGGAGCUGAGUCGGGCCGAAGGCUGCAUGCGUGGGCUGCCCAGGCAGGCUUCAGCAAGGCCAAGAUGCAGGUCAGCGCAGGAACUACAUGCCAUGUUGCCGCAGAAGCAAAGUGGUGGGCGGAAGUCAGCAUCGGCCGGUUGGAAGGUGAGAUCGGCUCCAAUUGGCUGAAUAGUGGUACGGUCAAGUCACAAGACGACAUCGAGAUCAUGAAGCGAGAUUUGAGGUUGUGGGGAGAAAAUGAAGAAGCUUGGUACACAGCACUGCAGGGUGAAGUUCUUGCUUGGAAGUAA
Exophiala aquamarina CBS 119918 is the source of this 822-nucleotide messenger RNA. RefSeq lists its product as uncharacterized. The transcript has a single exon. Gene Ontology annotation, molecular function: methyltransferase activity. The record is from RefSeq and is a predicted model, not a curated record. NCBI's taxonomy places the organism in Eukaryota, Fungi, Ascomycota, Eurotiomycetes, Chaetothyriales, Herpotrichiellaceae. The coding region runs from base 1 to 822 and encodes 273 amino acids.